CUUCCUUUGCUUACCGCUGGAGUCCCGCGCGCUGGCCGGGCGUCCGCCAGCGCUGAGCAUGGAACUUGGCUGGAGCGGCGCUGUCCUCAGCCUCCCUCUCCCCAGGCCCCGGAGCUGAGGCCCGAAGCCGGAGCGCGGAGCGGCGCGACUCCCCGAUCCCGGCCAUGGAGGCCUUGGAGGCUGAGCCCGCUCGGGCCGAGGACGCAGAGCCGGCGGCGCCCUGGGCUCGGCUGGAGGCCCCCGGCCGCCUCCUGCUGCAGGCGCUGCAGGCCGGGCCCGACGGGGCGCGGCGUGGUCUGGGGGUGCUGCGGACACUGAGCGGCCGCGGCGGGGAGCCCUUUGCCUGGGGCGGCGUCCUCGAGGCGCUGUGCCGGGAGGAGCCCGUCGUGGAGGGCCCGGACUGUCGCCUGGAGCUGAAACCACUGCUGCUGCGAUUGCCCCCGUUAUGCCGGAGAAACCUGAUGUCCCUGCUCAUGGCUGUUUGGCCAUCGCUGCCCGAAAGCAGGCUCCUCCCUGUGCUGCAGCUUGCAAGGCAGGAUUCAAGCCCUGACCCUGAUCCCUGGCUCCGGGCCCUUGGAGAAUUUCUGCGAAGGGAUCUGAGUGCUGGCGUCUCCACUGAUGGUGCGUCCCUACUGUCCAAAAGGUGCCAGAGACAGCUCCAAGGCAUGUGUAGGCGGCUGGGCCAAGGGGGCAGGAAGUUGAAGUUGCCCCCGGUUCCAGAUGCUGAAGGGGAAGGAGGGCAGGAGGAGGACAAGGACUCCCAGCAUCCUGGGAAACGCAGGAAGGAGCCAGAGGAAGAGCCUGUCAGUCCUGAGGGGGAGAGGGCCUCCAAAAGGCUCCGGUGUUUGGAAAAGGAAGAAGAGGAAGAAGAAGAUCAUGAGGAGAAGAGACCUGAACAUGAAUCUUCAGAAUCCCUGGCUGAUGGAGGAGAUGCAUCAUCCAUUACAAACCAGCCUAUCAUGGGACCUGAGCCCAGUGAGGCUGGUCAGAGUCUAAAGGAAGCUAAGGGCCUACCUGAGGGUUUGGAGUUGCCCAAAGUUAUCCAGGACCAGGUUCCCAGGCUGCAGCAGCUGCUCAAGACCCUCGGGAAGGGGUUGGAAGGACUGGAGGGCACCCCACCAGUUGAGCUGCAGCUUCUCCAAGAGUGCAGUCCUGGCCAGGUGGACCUACUGUGUGCCCAGCUGCAGCUCCCGCAGCUCCUGGACACAGGUCUCCUCCAGCUCUGCACCUGGCUGCUGGCCCUGUCACCAGACCUCAGCCUGGGCAAUGCCACUGUGCUGACCAGGAGCCUCUUCCUUGGACGGAUUCUCUCCCUGACUUCCUCAGCCUCCCGCCUGCUCACGACUGCCCUGACCUCCUUCUGCACCAAGUAUCCCUACGCUGUCUGCAGAGCCCUCCUUGGCCCUGUGCUCCAAGCCCCAGGAAUAGGUCCAGCUCAAACAGAGUUACUGUGUUGCCUUACAAAGGACAAGGCCCUGGCGCCAGAUGUGCAGGUUCUAAUGCUGGGAUGGAUCUCGGAGCUGCCCUGGAAGGAGGAGACUUUCUUGGUGCUGCAGUCACUCCUGGAGCGGCAGGUGGAGAUGCCCCCUGAGAAGUUCAGUGUGUUGAUGGAGAAACUCUGUAAAGAGGGGCCAGCGGCCACCACAUCCAUGGCCUAUGCCAAGCUCCUGCUGACAGUGAUGACCAAGUAUCAGGCCAACAUCACCGAGCCCCAGAAGCUGGGCCUGGCCGCAGCUGUGGAGCUCAACACCACUUUCCUGAGAAAGUCCCUGCAGGCUGCCCUGCGACAUCUGACCCCUUGACUGUCCACCAAAGGACCACCUUCCCGAAGCUCCCUCACCAGCUUCCUGAAGGACACUUCUGCCCUCAGCUCCUCACCCUGCCCCCUGCCUGGGGGUCCAGGCUGAACCUGGCCAUCCCAGGGAUCAACUGCCUCCCUGCUCCAGGCUGCAGAGGGGCUGGCAGGAAGGGUCUAAGGGGCUAGAUGAUCUGCAUUACCAAGGGCUCCUGACCCUGGGCUCCCUCCUUGUCACUUAUGGGGACAGACACUGUAAGAUAGGCCUCAGCAGGAUCAUAGCAGACCCUGAGUGGACAAUUCCAGGAGCCCCGGGGACAUGUGCUCAGCCCAGAUCUCUUGUGCUCAAGUGUAUAUGUGAUGAUCCUCUGUAUUCUUGUUUCUGACUUGAAUAUCAAUGGUAAUUCAUUAAA
This is a messenger RNA of Dama dama (fallow deer), 2208 nucleotides long. It is a transcript of the gene FANCE, whose product is annotated as FA complementation group E. NCBI's taxonomy places the organism in Eukaryota, Metazoa, Chordata, Mammalia, Artiodactyla, Cervidae. The transcript is spliced from 10 exons. Gene Ontology annotation, cellular component: Fanconi anaemia nuclear complex. The coding region runs from base 165 to 1802 and encodes 545 amino acids. The record is from RefSeq and is a predicted model, not a curated record. Gene Ontology annotation, biological process: interstrand cross-link repair.